Molecule: messenger RNA, 1635 nt
Organism: Nicotiana attenuata
Lineage: Eukaryota; Viridiplantae; Streptophyta; Magnoliopsida; Solanales; Solanaceae
Product: transcription factor MYB1R1
Exons: 3
Coding region: 174-1304 (376 amino acids)
Biological process (GO): response to auxin; response to ethylene; response to gibberellin
Molecular function (GO): DNA binding; zinc ion binding
Source: RefSeq, a predicted model, not a curated record
GAGUCAUUCUUUACCUCUUUUAUCUCCCUCCACCUUAUUAUUCGCAUAUUCUUUUAUCCACCACCACUACCAUUUAUAAACCUUCGCCCUUCAAACUAAACUCCUAAUCAUAAUUAUCAAAAAAAGAAAAAGAAAAAUCUUAUCCAAAACUCCAAUCGCCGAGUCAAUUCAACAUGACUCGGCGGUGUUCCCAUUGCAACAACAAUGGCCACAAUUCCCGGACUUGUCCCACCACCAGGGGUGGCACCCCCACCGGCGGUGUCGGUAGUUCCUCCGGCGGCGGCGGAGGAGUAAGUGGAGGUGUACGGCUAUUUGGUGUGAGGCUUACAGAUGGUUCGAUCAUGAAGAAAAGUGCAAGCAUGGGAAAUUUAUCUUCUCUUCACUCUUAUCAUUCUUCUUCUUCGCCUAAUCCGCCAGGUUCCCCUUCUUCUGAUGUUCCUCAUUUGCCUGAUGGUUACCUCUCUGAUGAUCCCAAUACGCAUGCCUCUAUUUCUGCUAAUCGACGACUUGAAAGGAAAAAAGGUGUUCCAUGGACAGAGGAAGAGCACCGGCUUUUCCUGCUUGGUUUACAGAAAUUAGGCAAAGGAGACUGGCGGGGUAUAUCUCGAAACUUCGUGACAUCAAGGACUCCCACCCAGGUAGCUAGCCAUGCACAGAAGUAUUUUAUUCGGCAGAGUAAUGCUACUCGGAGAAAGAGAAGAUCCAGUCUUUUUGACAUUGUUGCAGAUACGGGGACCGAUGCUUCCCAUCCACUUUCAGAAGAGCAAUUUAUGCUCCCACCUAGAGCAAUAGAAAGUGAUAAGGAACACUUAGCACCUUCUGCAACAAAAGCAAUAGAAACUGAUUUUGCGGAUACACUCCCUUCCCUAGAUCUUUCUCUCAAGUCAGAUUUUGAAUCCAUGGAAACCACUCCAAGUGAACCUGUUGAAGAAACGAAACCAAAUACCACAACCAACGAGAUUCCUUCAGUAUAUCCAGCAUUCUUCCCAGCUUACAUUCCAGUUCCAUAUUCCUUCUGGCCAUCAAAUGCAGUUCCUGUGCCUGAAGAUAGAGGAGCAGAACCAUCCCAUCAUCAGAUCCUCAAGCCAAUUCCAACCAUCCCCAAAGAACCCGUGAAUGUAGAUGAACUAGUGGGCAUGUCCCAGCUCACCUUAGCGGAUGCUGGUUCCGGCCAUAUCGAGCCUUCGCCACUUUCCCUUAAGCUAACAGCAGAACCAUCAAGGCAAUCAGCAUUUCAUGCGAGCACACCAGUCAAAACCGCAGAGAUUACCAAGGGUGAAACUGCUCCAAUUCAAGCAGUUUAAACUUUUACUUUUGUUUCUUUUAAGGGUGUAACUGUGUUUUCCUCCUGCUCUUCUAUGUAACAUAGGUUAGGUAAUCUUUGGGAGCAGUCAGUAGGUGAAUUAAGCUGGAGUUCAUUCUUUACCCUUGUAUAGAAGUAGGGUGUCUAACAAACCUAAGACUCUGGAGUUUGAUGUAAAUUGUUGGCUUCUUUAUAAUGGAUUUUAUUUUCUCAAGAGGAGAAAUAAGAAGAGGCCACUGAUCCUGUUAAGUGCGAGGGGCGACGGAUAAGUAUAUCUUUGGCGUGGUGUAUCUCCAAUUUGGCUAGCUAUGGUUAUAGAGUUGAUUGUCUAA